This is a messenger RNA of Chroicocephalus ridibundus (black-headed gull), 1900 nucleotides long. RefSeq lists its product as uncharacterized. Bases 115 to 1014 code for a protein of 299 amino acids. NCBI's taxonomy places the organism in Eukaryota, Metazoa, Chordata, Aves, Charadriiformes, Laridae. The transcript has 8 exons. The record is from RefSeq and is a predicted model, not a curated record.
UUCUCGCACUCCUGGCAGCACAGAAGAUUUCUUUCUACAGCAGAACCCAAGUUUUAUUCCUACAGCCGAACGAGGGUGUUUGAAGAACUGUGUAAAGGCACUAAUCCUAGAGAGAUGUUUGCAGAAGGCGGCAGACAAAUACAUGACACACAGCAGCAAUCAUCAGCCCAUGAAGACAAUCCUUCAACUCUGGAGGCCUAUCGUGAUCUGGAAGGAAGGCUGGAGAAGGUGGAAAAUGAAAUAAGACUGAUGGACAGGAAGGGAAGAGUUUGGUCUGACUCUGUUGAAAGUCGACUACAAUUUCUGGAGCAUUGCUAUAGAGCAUUGCCUGGAGAGAUGACCCAAAAAGAGCGUCAUGAGACAGAGGAGCUGAAAAAGAAGAUCAAAGAGCUAGAGGCAAAAAACAAAGAACUCUUGUCUAAAGCGAUGAGCAUGCACAAGGACUCUGAGAACAUGAAUGACGUUUCGCGUUUGUCUGCUGUGCUGCAGAUGUAUGAGAUACUCAGGCUAUGUGACUGGCAAAAAUUUAAGACAGAGCGUGGUUUGACAUAUCAAACUGGCCGCAGCAUAAUUAAGAAGCUGUUUAAUGCCUGUGAGAAAGAUAUAGAGCAAAGAACAACUAACAUAUUUAAAGUUCUUGACAUUUCACCUUCGAAUGAUGCUAUGACCAACAGCAAAGAGGCGAUGAUGCUGGCAAUAAGGAAUCUCUUCAGAUAUCGCUAUUACCAAAGCGACACAGAGUUUUACAGCAAAAUUAUCAGCGACGCUGGCAUUGACCCAAGACCUGCCCCUCUAAGACAGUUCGCACAACAGUGCUGCAAAGUUUAUUGUUUGCUGCUUCUUCAGGACCCACCGGUUAAAGCUGUGUGGAACCUACAGGAAAGCCCGGUGCAAUAUUUAGAGCACGUGGACAAGAAAGACCGUGAGCUCUGGGGAAAAAUAACACUUCUGUGGCCCAUAAUGAAAUGUGGGGAAGAAGUUAUUGUGAGAGGUGUAGUCUGGGAUGAAAACUAGCAUGACUUCAGAGUCAAGCUACUCACUUGUAUAGCCAGAAGAGGAUGAAACAGUUGCUGCGCAAUAUGCUGCUUUUCUUUCUCCCAUGAACUGCCUGCUUUUCAGAGCUAGUAAGUUAGAUGCUCCUGGCUUGGGACACCUAGGAUAAAUAACUAUUACUAUAACAUGUAUUAAAAAUUGAAGAUGUUUGCCUCAGCAGCAUGCCUACACUUUACGUAAUAUUUGUUCCUUGCUGUCUCUAAACAGCAUCUGUGUGGAAAGAGAAUCUGUUUCUCCAGCCUACCUUACCUGCUCUUCACAAAUGCUUAUGACAUUGUCACAUAACAGUGGGGAUCUCAGACACCAUGUGGAGGCACUUGCCUCUUCACCAACAGGAUGUAGUAGGACCAACGCUUUGCGAGACCCCUAACAGCAAAGGUACCACUGCCCUCCCCUGCAUCGAUAGCAGCUACACCAACUGCAAGCUCAUGCUUUCUGAUAAUGAAUAGGCAGAGAGGAUGAAGAUGGCCUGUUGGGGAACAGGCAUCCUUCUUGGGUAAAAAUGUACUUAGCUGGGAAAGAGAACAAGGAACUAAAAGACAUGCUGAAAAGGCAAUGAUGAACUCUCAGAAGACAGGUAUGCAUACACAGACACAGACACUGAGGCCCACUCUUACAUGCCAAAAGGCCACUUGUGUCCACACAAAUGCUACCUGCCUGCUAGUAUUCAGCUGCUUUCCCACAUCUGUACAAUUUACUGCUCCAUAGCCCGUCAGCUACUUACCUGACACAGCUCUUGAUCAAAGGGCUCUAAAAGUUGUAUUUCACAGCGUAAGGGGGAAUGCAGUGAGGCAAAUGCGUGUUUAUGUGCUCGUGUGACAAAAUGUUCAGUGACGAAUAAAAAAAA